CGGGGGACUGCAGAUAAGACAUAUCCUGCUCUGGAUCUACCCCCUUCCUCUUUCUGGCCACACUACUGUCUACCACACAGAAGGGAGUAGCCAAAGGCAACCUUUAGGUGCAAGGCUCUUCCAGAGGAGUGAGACCACCAUGGCUCAGGAGAGGUUCUUCAUCCUGUUCCCACUACUGGCCCUGGUGCUGCUGGUGCUGGGCUGUGUCCAGCCAUCUCUGGCCAAGGAGUCGAGGGCCGAGAAGUUCCUGCGGCAGCACAUGGACUCGAACACCUCCACCAUCAAUGCCAGCUACUGCAACCAAAUGAUGAAUCGCCGGAAUAUGACGGUUGGACGGUGCAAGCCAGUGAACACAUUUAUCCACGAGCCUCUGCCAGAUGUCCAGGUAAUCUGCUUCCAGGGAAAUGUAACCUGCAAGAAUGGGAAGCCCAACUGCCACCAAAGCAGCUCCAAAAUGCGCAUCACCGACUGCCGCCUGAAGAAAGGCUCCAAAUACCCCAAAUGCGACUACCAGACCCAGCAGCUACAGAAAUCCAUCAUCGUGGCCUGUGAGUGUGUACAGUAUGAGACAGUCCACUUUGACGGUUCUGUGUAGGUCUGCACCUGAGGCCAGAGUAGCAAGAUGCCCCACCUCCCUGUUGUGGCUACUGUUUCUCCCCUCUCCCUUCCUGGCUCUGAGAGAAAGAACUCCAGUCAGGGUUCCUGUCCCAAACACACAUGCGUUCCUACCCAGGACUUGCUCCUGUGUGGUUUGGGGGGUGAGGGGGUCCCUGUGUAAACCACUUCCCGGAUUCUUUCAGUAAAACACAGUUGCAACCACCUGGA
This is a messenger RNA of Lontra canadensis (Northern American river otter), 825 nucleotides long. Its product is annotated as ribonuclease pancreatic-like. Lineage: Eukaryota; Metazoa; Chordata; Mammalia; Carnivora; Mustelidae. The record is from RefSeq and is a predicted model, not a curated record. The transcript is spliced from 2 exons. Gene Ontology annotation, molecular function: RNA nuclease activity; nucleic acid binding. Bases 140 to 595 code for a protein of 151 amino acids.